GUGUGCUUGGGUACACCCAAAUCUGUCUAUUUUUUCUUAAUUUUCACUUAAUACAACAGUUAGGAUGCACCUCUCAAUGCCAGCAAAUCUUUAUGCUUGUGUAUAUAUAUAUACGUUCAUCGUGCCAUGAUGGCUACUAGUAAAGACAAGUUAUAACACAGGACUCUUUGCUUCUCUUCUGUGAUCAUAGAGCUUUCCACUUGUGACUGCUUUCCCAUCUCCCUUCUUAAAUACACCAUUGUUUUGACUGUUUGGAGUUGGGAAAUAAAUACUUCUUUUUCAGGUCUGCAUGAUACUUAAAAGCCAGUAACAGUUUGUGUUGCUUGCCCAGAGAACCCUAGCUGACUGAAGAUGCCUUAUGCCAUUCAUGAGCAUGAAAGCUGUGCAACAAAUAUCUUUUAAUAACUGCUUGAACAAACUGCCAAAAGAAGAAAAUGGAUGUUCAGACAAGCACUUCCUUUAUUGAGAGUACAUUGCUGUGCUUUCUGGCCAGGGACAAGCAGUUUGGCAAAAUAGUGUAAAUACUUCUAAGAAAUGUUUAUUGGCAUAGUAAUUCCUUAUAAAUAAACCUGUUUGAUAUUGUAAGAGCGUGUUUCAAGACAUAAAUUUCCCAAUUGUGGAAUAUAGAGCAGUAUUCAGUCAUUAUGUGCUUGGUGCUGGAAAGUUAAAAGUAAAGCCACUGAAUAAAGAAAGGAGAAGCUUCCUUGCUAGUUAUCUGGGGUCAGCUUGAGGAAGUAGAACACUUGAGAGCUGUAGCCUCUUCUACAGGUAGAGAGUUCUGUUGGGGGGCAGUGGGGUGAUCGUUUUGGAUUAGCUUGGGGAGGAAAGUAGCUAAUUUUUAUUUUGGAGCAUCAAGAAACCUUGGUUUUAGGAAUAAUAAUUGUUUAAGAAGCUAGAGCUUUCAGAUACAAGUUCUUGAAUGGUGACCAAGAAGAGUUGACUCACUUUGUUCACUGGAGUAAGCCAAAUUGCUUAUAUGAAUCCCAUAGCUAUGGCCAGAGCACGAGGUCCUGCCCAAACUUCAGGACCAACAAUACAAGACUACUUGAACAGGCCAAGACCAACAUGGGAAGAAGUGAAAGAGCAACUAGAGAAGAAAAAGAAAGGAUCCAGGGCUCUGGCUGAAUUUGAAGAAAGGAUGAACGAGAAUUGGAAGAAAGAACUGGAAAAACAUAGGGAGAAGUUACUGAGUGGAAACGAGAGUUCCUCCAAAAAAAAGGAGAAAAAGAAAAAGGAAAAGAAGAAAUCUAAUAGGUUGUCUUCAUCUUCCUCUUCUUCAUCAAGCUCUGAUUCUUCCAGCAGUUCAUCUGAUUCAGAAGAUGAGGAUAAAAAGCAAGGGAAGAAAAGAAGGAAAAAGAAGUAUCGCUCCUCACGGAAAUCUUCAACAAGCUCAACUUCUGAAUCAGAGUCAGACAGCAAGGACAGCACAAAAAAGAAAAGGUCAAAGGAAGAUUAUGAAAAAGAGAAGGAAGGCAAAAAUCACCGCAGGAAAAGGAAGAAAGCCGAUCGUGGUGAUGGACCUUUAUCAUCAGAAUCCUUGUCAGAAUCAGAUCAGACAGAGGAGGUGCAAGCAAAAAAGAAGAAAAACAGCGAGGAAAAAGAUAAAACAGAUAAAACAAAAAAGAGAAAGAAGCACAAGAAACAUGGAAAAAAGAAGAAAAAGAAGAUUGCUGGUUCAAAUUCAGAUUCAGAAUAAUAUUUACAAAAAACAAGACUAUCAACAGAAGUGCAAUGACUAAAGGAAACUUAAACUGUGAAAUGACAGCAAACUUUACCGAACUGCAUGAGUUUUCCUGUGCUUAAGAAAUACUCCUAAUCUUUCAGUAGCCAGCUAGAUGCAGCUGUGCUGGAAAAGACCAUUGUUCUUGCCUGCUGCUUAAUACAUGAGGUACAACUUUUAUAAAAUUCCAGUAAGCAGUGAAGCAGUGUUAGAUGUUUGGAACAAUGCGAGAUGGUAGUCCAGCUGAGGUGUAAAAUACUGGAAAAUAAAGAGAUAAAUUUUUAGAUAGUAAAAGUAGUCUUUCAAAGCAUUAGUAAUAGUCUUUAUUUGUAAAUCAGGACAAAUAAAAUCCCAAGUUCAUCCUGCAGGUUAAUAUUAUACAUAAACUAUUGCAAGCUGGCAUCUGCUAAUGGCAUUUCCAAAACGGGAAAUUAAUGAUAACAUUGAAAGUGCUGCCUUUGUAGAAAUGUUGAUCAUCUGCCCCAUUACCGUCUUCAUGCUUACGAGAAAGGGAAUGCUCCCAUGCUGGCUAACUGGAUAGGGUGCCUUUGCCUUUGAUCCUUGCAAAUCUCUGCUAUAUUUAAUCCAUGCAGCAUCUCUGAUUCUAGGGAAGCCAGAGCUGUUGUCAGCAGACUUUUCUGAAUAAGCAGUUCUGGGCUUCUAAGCAUGUGCUUCUGCAUUAAGCAAGAGCAAUGACAGUUUGCAGUAUAACUGACAUUCAAACCUGAAGAUUUUACCUCUGCUUCGUUGAAACAGCGAUGGAUCUUUGCUAGUAAAUACGCGUAUUUCAUUUAAUGUCAUUUUGGUUUCAUUGAACACUUCUUGCAAACACUGGUAGCUUUCUUUGCAUUAUCUUCAGAAUUGUUUCGCAUGAUUCGUACCAUUUUUAAAUUAACAAAAUGCAGGUAAUCACUUGUUGUAACCAGUUCUAUGAAUUAGGUUCCAUGUGCAGAGUUUCAUGUAUGUAUUUAGUUAUUCUUAUAGUUAAGUUCAUUGCUGUGUUUAAGUGCACACUUGCUGAAGAUACUUAGCAUGUAAAAAGCAGGGGUUUGAUAACCUUAACAGCUUCAUAUUGAAGCUGAUUUACUCUAAGCAAGUUAAGUGGCAGAUCUGUUACGUGAUGUGUCUUGUUAGAUAAAAGAACUACUGCCAGAAUCUCAUUAAAGAUACUGUUUAAACAGUUUGUAUUUAUAUUUUUGUACAUGAGGGCUACAGAUUGUUCACCUAAAUCACAAAGCUGUUUUACUUCAAAUUAGCUGCUUCAAGAGCUGAAAAAAAAGCUUUUGUAAAUUAAAUGUGCACGCAAGAAAACACAAGCAACCAUUCGAUUUUAGUUUUUACAUGAAAUUCUCAUGGUAUCUUCCAUUGAAGUACCCAUUUCUGGGCCUCCUGUUAGCCUUUGAGAACUGCCCGUCCAUCCUCAAUGGUCAACUAUAGAUUGUACUCCUGAUUCACCCCUUUUUUCCUUGCACAGGUGCUAAUUUAGAACACAGUCUCUGUUGCGUACAGAUGUUUCAAAUAUUGUAUUGCCAAGAAUUUCAAGACCUGUAAGACGUGUUAUUAGUCUGCAAACCGUGACUAAAAACUGGGGGAGAAAGGUGGUAUUUUAUUGCCAUUCCACAGAAAAAUUGACUUUUCAAGUCAAGUUCCUGGGAAAAUACAACCGUUGAGUUGUAGCAAUGUUCCUCUAAACCAUAGUAAGAAUAUUUUUAUCAAAUAUUUGAUACCGUAGGGCUUGAUGUUACCAAUUACAGACACUGUUUUUUGUCAGCGAGCUUAAAAUAAGGCAAGAUGCAGUGAAAAGUAGGGCUUUGGUUUGGGGUUUGUGUUUGGUUUUGUUGGGGUUUUCUUCUUAAGUUGUGGUGUUGCAGCUUUCACAAAACAAUUUGUAAUGAACCAUAGCAUAAACACUCUGUCCUGUGUGAUACCUUUUUUGACUUUUACACAACUACCUGCAACAGAAGGAAAUAAAAAUGGAAAUUACA
Molecule: messenger RNA, 3705 nt
Organism: Apus apus (common swift)
Lineage: Eukaryota; Metazoa; Chordata; Aves; Apodiformes; Apodidae
Gene: FAM133B
Product: family with sequence similarity 133 member B
Exons: 11
Coding region: 977-1696 (239 amino acids)
Source: RefSeq, a predicted model, not a curated record